AUCCAUGUUAUCUCAGUCAAUGCGAUGAUUCCGUACACUGCAGUGUCGUACAUGCGGGGUGAUACUACGAGCACUCAAGAAAUCCUCCUGGACGGAAAAUUUUUCUCGGUCCGGUCCAAUCUCUUUGACUUCUUGGUAAUAUUUAGCAAAGGUGGGUACGAUGAUCUAUUUUGGAUCGACGCUCUGUGCAUGAACCAGGGAAACAUCGUCGAGCGCAACCAUCAGGUGAACUUGAUGGGCCAAAUAUUAUCCACCGCAGAACAUGUGUUCGUACGGCUAGGA
Molecule: messenger RNA, 282 nt
Organism: Macroventuria anomochaeta
Lineage: Eukaryota; Fungi; Ascomycota; Dothideomycetes; Pleosporales; Didymellaceae
Exons: 1
Source: RefSeq, a predicted model, not a curated record